This is a messenger RNA of Coregonus sp. 'balchen', 9418 nucleotides long. NCBI's taxonomy places the organism in Eukaryota, Metazoa, Chordata, Actinopteri, Salmoniformes, Salmonidae. The record is from the annotation of a GenBank genome assembly.
CUGCUGUCUGUCUGUCCACCCAUCCGUCCGUUGGUCCCCCUGGUCAAGGAUGAGGUACCUGGCCCUCGGGCUCUUUUGCCUGCUCUGCUGCGAUGCAGUCCGAGUGGACCACAGACACAGACGCCGUCCCAGACCAUCCGUCCUGUCCAGAGGACGCAAUGACUCGGCCCUCCAGUCCAACUCAGUGGGUAAGACCAGCAGAGAUUACUGCUACUAAAGGAAAUGUGGUGCUAGCUAAAUACUGUGGUUUGUGUCACAAUCAACACUAUCAACAAGGCAGGUCCUACAGGCUCUAGUUUUGUCGCACCUGGACUGCUGUUCAGUCGUAUGGUCAGGUGCCACAAAGAGGGACCUCGGAAAAUUACAAUUGGCUCGGAACAGGGCAGCACGCCCUUAAAGCACACGGAAAGCUAACAUUAAUAAUAUGCAUGUAAAUUUCUCAUGGCUCAACGUGGAGGAGAGAUUGACUUCAUCACUAAUUGUUUUUGUAAGAAGUGUUGACAUGCUCAAUGCACCGAGCUGUCUGUUUAAACUACUAGCACACAGCUCGGACACCCAUGCAUACCCCACAAGACAUGCCACCAAAGGUCUCUUCACAGUCCCCAAGUCCAGAACAGACUAUGGGAGGCGCACAGUACUACAUAGAGCCAUGACUACAUGGAACAGGUAACUGAUGCAAGCAGUAGAAUCAGAUUUAGAAAACUGAUCAAAUACACCUUAUGGAACAGCAGGGACUGUGAAGAGACACACACACAGGCACAGACACACAUACAGAUGAUAAGACAUGCACUCUACACACACGUACACAUGGAUGUUGUAUUGUAAAUAUGUGAUAGUGGAGUAGUGGCCUGAGGGAACACACUACAUGUGCAUUGAGUCAAGUGUUAUGAAAUGUAAUCUCAUGUAAUAUUUUAAAUCAUAUAUAACUGCCUUAAUGUUGCUGGACCCCAGGAAGAGCAGCUGCUGCCUUGGAAGCAGCUAAUGGGGAUCCUUAAUAAAUACAAAUACAAUGGAAAAUACAUGGAAGAUAGUGGAAUGCAUGGAAUAUAAUGGGACAUACAGUACAAUAUAAUGGGACAUACAGUACAAUAUAAUGGGACAUACAGUACAAUAUAAUGGGACAUACAGUACAAUAUAAUGGGACAUACAGUACAAUAUAAUGGGACAUACAGUACAAUAUAAUGGGACAUACAGUACAAUAUAAUGGGACAUACAGUACAAUAUAAUGGGACAUACAGUACAAUAUAAUCGGACAUACAGUACAAUAUAAUGGGACAUACAGUACAAUAUAAUGGGACAUAUAGUACAAUAUAAUGGGACAUACAGUACAAUAUAAUGGAAUAUACAGUGUAAUAUUCAUAUGUGUCAGCAUACUGAAUUGAAAUUGGAUGCAUUCUACCGUCGUAAUCAUUGGUCUGUAUUUCUCCUCACAGUAAAGAUCAAGUAAAAUCAAUGUGUGACCAGGGAAACUGGUCCUCUCUAGAGGGAUAUAUGGAGCCUGUAGACAUUUUUCUUCUUGUCUUUUCCCAGGCUUAGUUUAACGUUGACUGAUUUACAGAUUACUACUGGAGACUAGAGAACUCAGAAUCUUUCCCCUGCUCUCAGAGUGACUGACUGAGCACACAAAGUAAUAAUCACUGUCCAAACUCAAAUAGAAAGAAUCAACCAGAUAGUGUCAGAAUUAUGUACUACAGUACUUUAAGUAAGACCCAGUAAGACCCAAGUUUUGGGUUCUUCGUACAGAGAGCCCAUGUAAAUAUCAGAGUUCUAUACGGUACAGUAAGACUACUUCCAGUCAGAUUAUCUGUAUCAGAGAGCCCCUGUAAAUACUAUAUUAAAGUUACAGUAAGCCUAUAUACAAUACAAUACUUCCAUUACGGCUUUCUUUGUGUUCUCCCCCAGAGAGCCUGUGUAAAGGGAAGCCCCUGGAUUUUGUGUUCAUCAUCGACAGCUCCCGCAGCGUGCGUCCCAGUGACUAUGAGAAGGUCAAGACCUUCAUCACCAACAUCCUGGCCUUCCUGGACGUGGGGCCGGAGGCGACGCGCGUCGGGCUGCUGCAGUAUGGCAGCGUGGUGCAGAACGAGUUCUCCCUCAACACCUACAGCAGCAAGGUAGUCUAGGCCCUAGGGAACAAGUUAUCCCAUAAUACCUACCGCAGCAAGGUAGCCUGGGGAACAAGUUAUGUCUCAACACCUACAGCAGCAAGGUAGUCUAGGCCCUAGGGAACAAGUUAUCCCAUAAUACCUACCACAGCAAGGUAGCCUGGGGAACAAGUUCUGUCUCAACACCUACAACAGCAAGGUACAUUCUUAGAAAACAAGGUGCUAUCUGGAACCUAAAAGGGUUCUUCGGCCGUUCCCAUAGGAGAACCCUUUGAAGAACCCUUGCUCCCCAAACUACACUCUUAGAAAAAAAGGGUUCCGAAAGUGUUCUUUGGCUGUCCCUUUUUGGUUCCAGGUAAAACCCUUUUUGGCUCCAGGUAGAACCCUUUUGGUUCUAAGUAGAACCGUUUUGGGUUCCAUAUAGAACCCUUUCCACUGAGGGAGCCAAAAAUAGUUUUUACUUGGAACCAAAAAGGGUUCUCCUAUGGGGACAGCCAAAGAACCGUUUUGAAACCCUUUUUUUUCUAAGAGUAUUGUUUGGGGAACAAGUUCUGUCUCAACACCUACAGCAACAAGGUAGCCUAGAGAACAGGUUCUUCUUCGAGACAGUUAGCUGAAUAGCCGUUGUGCCCUUGAGCAAAGUACUUCUACCCACAGGAAUGUUGCAAUGUGGCUGAACUUGUGCUCCUCCCAAAUGUGUGCCGUGUGUUGAGACUGGGAGCAGAGCAGAAGAGACAGAUGGACUAUUCAGUACUGUUCUAUUCUUUUUACCAUAUGUUUACUUGGUUUUCCAAGUACAGUUGCACAGAAACAGUCUGUAACAAGAAUCCCCAAUAAACUAACCCACCCAAAUUAACAAACACAGAACUGUUGUAUUCAAGGCAGAUGUGGAGCGGGCGGUGAAGGCCAUGGACCACCUGGCCACCGGCACCAUGACCGGCCUGGCUAUCCAGUACACCAUGGAGACAGCCUUCACCGAGCCAGAGGGCGCCCGUCCCACCGACAUGCACAUCCCCCGCAUCGCCAUGAUCGUAACGGACGGGCGUCCCCAGGACACGGUGGAGGAGGUGUCGGCACAGGCCCGGCAGGCAGGCAUCCAGAUCUUCGCCAUCGGAGUGGGCAGGGUGGAUAUGAACACGCUGCGGGCCAUCGGGAGUGAGCCCCACUCUGAGCAUGUGUACCUGGUGGGCAACUUCAGCCAGAUAGAGACCCUCACCUCCGUCUUCCAGUCCAAUCUGUGUGGAGGUGUGUGUUUUCUCUCUGUUAAUCUCUCAAUACACUCAUGUGCUUUAUUCAUUAUAUUGAUGGAGAUUCUAAGGAUUUAUUAUUUGUGUGUGUGUGUGUGUGUGUGUGUGUGUGUGUGUGUGUGUGUGUGUGUGUGUGUGUGUGUGUGUGUGUGUGUGUGUGUGUGUGUGUGUGUGUGUUUGCGUACAUGCAUGUGUGUGUGUAUUAGGUACAGACCUGUGCUCUGUGGUGGACCAUCAGUGUGAUCACCUCUGUGUGAGCACCCCAACCUCCUACAUGUGCCGGUGCAGAAAGGGUUACACCCUUAACUCUGAUGGCAAGUCCUGCCGCUGUAAGUGAGUCACUUAGUCGACCACAUAAUUUGACUAAGAACAUGGAAAAUAUAUUUUGGACAGACAAAUUCACCAGUGGGGUACAAUGAAGCUCUAAAAUGCGAGCUGGAAUUGUCUUGAAUAUGUUAUUCUUUAAUUUGAUCACUUCCUCCCAAAUCACUACUAAUCACACUGUUAUUGGUCCAUGUAUACCGGAAAUAAAGUCAGUGGUGUAAAUCAGAAUCAGUGGGGUCUAGCUGGCUGGGUUAGGGUUGGCCUGUGGGACGGUGCAGUGCUAGGGCUGGUGGAAUAGCAGGAGCAGCAGCAGAAGCAUAGGGUUAGGGUUAGGGUUAGGGUUAGGGUUAGGGUUAGGGUUAGGGUUAGGGUUAGGGUUUAGGGUUAGGGUUAGGGUAAGGGUAGGGUUAGGGUUAGGGUUUAGGGUUAGGGUAAGCGUUAGGGUUAGGGUUAGGGUAAGGGUAAGGGUUAGGGUAAGGGUUAGAGUAAGGGUUAGGGUUAGCUACAGCAGUAGCAGUAGCAUUAAAUCCUAUCUUUGCCUAUGUUGUGGUCCUCCUGGUUCUGUAGCGGAAGACCCGUGUGCUGUGGUGGACCAUGGCUGUGCCCACAUCUGUGCCAAAGUGCCAGGGGUACUUGGCUACGAGUGUCGCUGCCGGCUUGGGUAUGAACUCAACGAGGAUGCGAGGACGUGCCGAAGUGAGAUUCUUAACAUUUUCCUCUUUCGUUCCUCUUCUUUUGUGUGAUUAUGACUAAAGUUAACUUAGAAAAAACUAUGAAUUUACUCUGAAAACAAUUAAUUUAUCUGCUUGUGAAGGUUAACCUGAAUUCCAGAUUUCCAUCUGUCCGUUCAUUGCUCAAAUCUGAUGGUCUGUUAUACUGAAUUUAUACUGAGUUUUGACCUGACGAAGAUUCGUUUCGGAUUGGAAACGUUGUCAAUAAAGCGGUGAAUUGGGAGCUUUAACAGCCUUCUUGUUCUUUACUAUUAUACUGAAAACAAUAAAUAAUUUGUUUUUGGGUUACAUAUCAGUCCAUGGGCUGGCUCAGUGAUGCAACUAUGCUUGACUAUUGUAGUGUGCACAAUCAGUUCUUUAAGCAGUUGAAGGGAUGAACGUCCCAGAUCAGUACAACUCUAAUACAGUAUUUGGUCUAUCUUGUUGCCAAAUGGAGGUCCAGGUCCACCCACAUUUGGACAUGCCCCUAGCUCUCUAGUGGAACUUCAGACUUCAGAGUAGUGUGAGGGAGAUCUCCAAGAGGAAGUGUGCUUUUUGAAUCAUCUCACUGGCUGCUGACAUAUGGGGGAGUGUGUACAGGGUGUCAGAAUACUAAGAAAUAAUAACAGACAGCCAGGGUUUGAUCUGGUUUGAUCUGUGGAAAGGGCUAUACAUGGAACCCAAAAGGGGUUCUUUAAAGGGUUCUCCUAUGGGGACAGCCGAAGAACCCUUUUUGGUUCUAGAGAGCACCUUUUUUUCUAAGAGUGUAUGUUCUGAUGCAAAUUGCCCAAUAAAGUUGCACUGUACUGGAUUAGAGAUACAUUUGAAUUAACUUCAGAAAGCACACCUCUCGAGCGUAUUAGAAUCCUAACACAUUUUAGAUAUUGAUUUCAGAGCACUGUGGGUUAAUCAUAAACUGUAAGUGCUUUUUAAACGUACAGGCAAAAACAACUGAUAUUACAGGAAAUAAAGGACAUUCGAAAUUAAAGGCAUCUAUUCACUGCUUUAUCUCUUGUUAACAUCCUGAGAGUAAUGUAUGAAUUCAAGCCAAUCUAUGUGAGUGACUCUACCUUUUCCCCUCAGGAAUAGAUUACUGUGACCUGGGGAACCAUGGCUGUCAGCAUGACUGUGUCAGCACUCCUGAGUCCUACAUCUGUAGAUGCACGAGGGGCUAUGUUCUCAACCUCGAUGGCAAGACCUGCAGCAGUAAGUUCACCACUACUCUGGUUAUAUGAACUGUGUUACUGUGCUAUUAACAACACUAUACUCAACCUCCCCCUCCUGAGAUGGCAGUGCCAGUACACCUCUAAAAAAUGGUUUAAAAGAUAUUUAAUCUAACAAAUAAAGCAAUCAUAACUGUUAAUUCAAAAUAUCAGUCACUGGAAGGCUCAGCAACAGAGUGCUGCGCUCACUGUGUGGGCAGUUUUGAGGAAAACAUUUGUAAUGUAUUUAUAUGUUGAAUGUAGUGAGUAUGUGAGUCAUUGUUAUAUUUCUACAUAACAGUGUAGACGUGUUAGUUCCCUGAAAGAGUAUUAGUAUGCAUUGUCCCUUUCUCUCUCCUGCCUUGUCUCUAUCUCUGUAUCCCAUGUGACUAACGGCUCUCAGAGAUUGACCACUGUGCUCUUGGCGACCACGGGUGUGAACAUGAGUGUGUCAACACUGAAGAUUCAUUUUUCUGUAAAUGCCGAGAAGGCUACAUACUCAGACCUGAUAAUACAACCUGCAAGAGUAAGUCUAACCUGCUUCACACUAGAAUAGUGUAUGCUCUCAGUCUCACCUAAUGCACAGAAAUAUAAUUUGUAUUCAACAUUUUACUUAGAUUUCAACAUACUAGCAAGACUUGCUUAUUGACCUCAACAACUGGGUCUGAUCCCUUUUACUCACUGCAGAGCUUGACCCAUGUUCCCUUGGUAACCAUGGGUGUGAGCAUGACUGUGUGAACACUGAAGAUUCAUUUGUGUGUAGAUGUCGAGAAGGCUACACACUCAGACCUGAUAACAGAACCUGCAAGAGUAGGUCCAUGGCAUGCUUCCAUGUCUUACUAUCAGCUGUGCUGUAACAGAUAUUUUGGACAUUGCACAGUAAUGAGAGGAUCUUCUCUAUGCAUCAUGCUGUUUUGGCCCAAUGGAUUCACAUCCCUUUAAAUUGAUACGUUAGAAUGAAUGUGUUACAUAUUAAUGGUUAUGUGACUGAUUUAAGUUGGACUGCCUUCAAAUAUACACCUAACUGCCUAUUUUGUAAUGGGUCUGACUGUGACUGAGUGUUUUUCCAUCCUGGUAUUUAUAUGUUACAUAAUUUGGAUGAGUUGUGAUUGUGAUGUCAUGGUUAAUCCUGAUGCUCCCGCUAGCCCAGGGUGUUCUUUUCCUGGAUUAAGAGGAAUAUUCUGUACUGUUUGACAGUGACAGGCACCUGGGAUGAAGGAAGAAAGAGUAGCUCUCGAUAGGUAGAUAAAAGGAUAUUCAUGCACAUUAUUACCAAAUGUUGCAUUAAAAUGACUGUAUGUCUUUGGAACCAUGAAGCCUGGAGUAGAGGAGUAGAGAACACACAUUUCCAUUACUAAUGAGAAUUAUCCUUAUUACUCUUUCAAUGUGACCUGCACCAGGGGCACAACUUUCACUGGAGACGGGGGACAUGUCCCCCCACAUUCUGAAAUUGCAGUUUUAUCAUUGGAAUGUGAUACAAAACUAGGCAACGGUGUGCCUUAGGACCAUGCGGAUGCCUCUGAGCAGUCGGUAGGCUGUUUGGAGUGUUUAUCCAUCUUUAUUAAAAAUUAAAAUAUAUAAUUAUUUAUGUCCCCCCCACUUCUAAAACCAAAGUUGCGCCCCUGACCUGCACACAGGUCUUCAUAAUGUUGGGCCAUUAUUGUAAAAUGAGCCAGUUAGUAGCCUAGCAGCAACAUCAUUUAAUUGAUGUAGGCUAGUACUUUCUGCUGCUAUCUUGCCAUGGUAUAGUUGAUUUGUGGUGUCUUGACAUGACUCAACACUAUUUGUCUCUACUAUGGCAGAGGCAGAGUGUGGAGAUGGAGUGAUGGAUCUGGUAUUUGUGAUUGACGGCUCUAAGAGCCUGGGGCCGGCCAACUUUGAGCUGGUCAAGCAGUUUGUGAACGGCAUCGUGGACUCUCUGGAUGUGUCCGGCAUCGGCACCCACGUGGGGCUGCUGCAGUACUCCACUAAGGUCCGCACGGAGUUCACCCUGGGUCAGUAUACCUCAGGCCAGGGACAUCAACAGGGCCGUGUCGCGGAUGCAGUACAUGGGCAGAGGAUCCAUGACGGGCGCUGCCCUGCGUCACAUGUUUGAGUACAGCUUCUCUGCCAAGGAGGGGGCCCGGCCCGACAUGCCAUGGGUCAGCAUCGUGUUCACCGACGGACGAUCACAGGAUGAUGUGUCAAAAUGGGCCGGCUAAAGCAAAGGAUGCUGGUACGGUUUCUUUAUAUUGUGUUUGCUGAACUUGAUCUGAUAGCAGAGCCAUUUAAAGUCAUUAAUAAAGUACGAUCUUAUCUUAAAGGAGUCAUUCAUCCACUUCCUUCUGACCUGCUUCACCGCCCCCAGGUAUCACGAUAUAUGCACUUGGUGUUGGUAAAGCCAUCGAAGAGGAGCUCAGAGAAAUUGCUUCCGAGCCAGAUGAUAAGCAUUUGUACUAUGCUGAAGAUUUUAGCCACAUGGGAGAAAUUGCAGACAAAUUGAAGUCACGGAUAUGUAAAGGUACCCAAUGAAUAAAAUACACUCUAAAAUAACUUUCUCAUUAAAUAUCCAUCAUAGCCACACAAUAUUAAUUAUUUCUCACACUUUUCCUGCACAGUACACAAAUCCUCUCAUCUUGAAUACAUUAUUAAUUUCUAUAAAUACAAAUACUAAAACAAAAAUGCCCCAAAAACCCUCUAAAGUCUUAAAACUAAUCAGAUUUUUUAUGAAGGUGGUGCUCAUAGACUUCCAUAUUAUUAUUUAUACUGUGUGUUAGAUCGAUUUUUUUCUCAUGCACUGCAUUUCAGGAAAUAUUUAUUGACGAGCCGGUAAGUACUUGAUGUUCUGGGGGAAAUGCUGUACAUCUCUGCCACCUGCAGGUGAUUUUAUGAAGUACAACAGCAACCAAAUCAUUGGAGGCCUAUCAUUGUAAUGUAUAUUGUGAGGCUUUGUGAAUUAAUAAUUGUAUUGCACUUGAUCUGUGUCAGUCUGUUCCUAAAAGACAAUCCAUACUGUGUCUGUCUGUGAACAGAGAAACCCUCCCCUGAAGAGAUGUGUAAGUGUGACAACGUGAUGCUCUUCCAGAGGCAGGUCAACGAACAGCUUAGAAGACUGACCCAGCAUAAUAUCCUUUACAGCCCUGUGGUGGUGUGCAUACUUUGGAUAAGAUAUUUAAUAUUGCCAUGGCAUUGAAUCCUUUCCAAAUGGCCCCAUAUUACCAGUAUAGUGUGCUUCUUUAUAGUGUGAGUCCUAUAUGCCCUGGUCAAAAGUAGUGCACUAUAAAGGGAAUGGGGUGCCAUUUAGGACGCAGUCAUUAUGUUUAAAAAUGUGUUUAGUUUAAAAUCAAUAACUUCCUUAAUGUGUAAAUACUUGAGGUUGUGUCAAAAAGGAUGGAGACCCUUGAGAGUCAGCUUGGACACAAAUGAAGGAAGGACAAAUAAAUGUUUUCAUCUGUUCGUCCUCAACGGAUUCUUCUCAACUGGUCUGCGAUGCAAGAGCAUUACUAAACUUCAAGGGAUAACUUUUAGGGGAUAAGGGAUAAGCUAUUUCAACAAGCUACACUGAAACAUAAUAUGCUAUAUUUUCUACUGUAACUGCUAUUUAUAUUCUGAACAACACUAUGCAUUUAUGCAUGUGGCUGUCGACUGGAGUAAGUGAAGCCAAAAUUACUGUAUAUCUUUGCUACCUUCAGGUAUCAAAAUGUGUUUAUUUUUCAAACGUAAAAUGUUAUUUGGCAGAUAACUGCAAUUUAUAGAUCCAAAUAUAACUGGUAUAAGAUACAAUACAACAUUUUAUAAUGACAAAUUAAAGUAAAAUCACUUUGUAUUUCAAAAUAAAAUGCUUUCUAUUGCUG